Centropristis striata (black sea bass) is the source of this 12550-nucleotide messenger RNA. RefSeq lists its product as uncharacterized. Lineage: Eukaryota; Metazoa; Chordata; Actinopteri; Perciformes; Serranidae. Gene Ontology annotation, molecular function: RNA polymerase II cis-regulatory region sequence-specific DNA binding; DNA-binding transcription factor activity, RNA polymerase II-specific. The record is from RefSeq and is a predicted model, not a curated record. Gene Ontology annotation, biological process: regulation of DNA-templated transcription. The transcript has 18 exons.
AACCGCUGCUGGAUCCUGUUUCUGAGCAAACAUCUGCUCAUCUGUUUCACGAGACACUUCUGAUUCCAGGACGUACGUCUGAAAGAAGAAGAAGAAGAAUGAGUCCUCCCAGAAAGAAACUGGGAGAACGAGAGGGACUCAAGCAUCACCGCUGUGAGCUCUGUGAGAAAUCCUUCACAACAGCUGGAAGCCUGAAGGUUCACCAAUGGGUUCACACUGGAGAGAAACCGUACAGCUGUGACCAAUGUGGGAAAGCUUUCACCACGGCACAGGUCCUGAGACAACAUCAACGUGUUCACACUGGAGAGAAACCGUACAGCUGUGAGCAGUGUGAGAAAACUUUUUCACAAAGAGGUCACCUUGUUGCUCACCGACGCGUUCACACUGGAGAGAAGCCCUACAGCUGUGACCAGUGUGGGAGUGAUUUCACCACGGCAAAGAGCCUGAGACAACAUAAACUAAUUCACUCUGGAGAGAAGCCGUACAGCUGUGACCAGUGUGGGAACGCUUUCACCACGGCACAGGUCCUGAGACAACAUCAACGUGUUCACACUGGAGAGAAACCGUACAGCUGUGAGCAGUGUGAGAAAACUUUUUCACAAAAAGGUCACCUUGUUGCUCACCGACGCGUUCACACUGGAGAGAAGCCCUACAGCUGUGACCAGUGUGGGAGUGAUUUCACCACGGCACAGAGCCUAAGACGACAUCAACGUGUUCACACUGGAGAGAAACCGUACAGCUGCGACCAGUGUGGUAAUACUUUUUCACAAAGUGACCACCUUAAUGUUCACCGACGUGUUCACACUGGAGAGAAACCGUACAGCUGCGACCAGUGUGGUAAUACUUUUUCACAAAGUGACAGCCUUAAUGUUCACCGACGGGUUCACACUGGAGAGAAGCCCUACAGCUGUGACCAGUGUGGGAGUGAUUUCACCACGGCACAGAGCCUGAGACGACAUCAACGUGUUCACACUGGAGAGAAACCAUACUGGUGUGAACAAUGUGGGAAAACCUUUUCACAAAGUGGUGACCUUAAAGUCCACUUACGAGUUCACACUGGAGACAAACCAUACUGGUGUGACCAGUGUGGGAGUGAUUUCACCACGGCACAGAGCCUGAGACGACAUCAACGUGUUCACACUGGAGAGAAACCGUACAGAUGUAGCCAGUGUGGUAAUACCUUUUCACAUAGUGACCACCUUAAUGUUCACCGACGUGUUCACACUGGAGAGAAACCAUACUGGUGUGAACAAUGUGGGAAAACCUUUUCACAAAGUGGUGACCUUAAAGUCCACUUACGAGUUCACACUGGGGAGAAACCUUACAGCUGUGACCAGUGUGGGAACGUCUUCACCACGACACAGAGCCUGAGACAACAUCAACGCAUUCAUACUGGAGAGAAACCGUACAGCUGUGACCAGUGUGGGAACACUUUCACCACAACACAGACCCUGAGGCAACAUUAUCGUAUUCAUACUGGGGAGAAACCGUACAGCUGUGACCAGUGUGGGAGCGCUUUCACCAUGGCAACGACCCUGAGACGACAUCAACGCAUUCACACUGGAGAGAAGCCGUACAGCUGUGACCAAUGUGGGAAAGCUUUCACCACGGCACAGAGCCUGAGAAACCAUGAACGUAGUCAUACUGGAGAGAAACUGUACAACUGUGAUCAAUGUGUAAAAGCUUUCACCACAUCACAGGGCCUGAGACAACAUCAACCCAUUCACAUUGGAGCAAAGCCGUACGGCUGCUACCAAUGUCGGAAGGCUUUCACCACAGCACAGAAUCUGAGAGAACAUAUACAAGUUCACAUGGGAGAGAAACCGUACUGGUGUGAACAAUGUGGGAAAAGGUUUUCUCGGAGUAGUCACCUUAAAGUGCACCAACGCAUUCACACUGGAGAGAAACCGUACUGGUGUGAACAAUGUGGGAAAAGGUUUUCUCAGAGUAGUUCCCUUAAAGUUCACCAACGCAUUCACACUGGAGAGAAACCUUACUGGUGUGAGCAAUGUGGGAAAAUGUUUUCUCAGACUGCUGCAUAUUUAAAGGUACAUUUCCGCAUCCAUACUGGAGAGAGACCUUACAGCUGUGACCAAUGUGGCAAAACUUUCAAUGAGAUGCAGAACCUGAGAAUGCAUCAACGCAUCCAUACUGGAGAGAAACCUUACAGCUGUGACCAAUGUGGCAACACUUUCAGUAAAAUAAAUAGCCUGAGAAUGCACCAACGCAUCCAUACUGGAGAGAAACCUUACAGCUGUGACCAAUGCAACAAGUCCUUUGCUCAAAAGAGUGCCUGGAGGACCCACACAAAUGGUCAUACUGGAGAGAAACCAUACAGCUGUGACAAAUGUAACAAGUCCUUUGCUGCACAGAGUUCCUUGAGCGUCCACAAGCAUGUUCAUACUGGAGAGAAACCAUACAGCUGUGACCAAUGUAACAAGUCCUUUGCUCAACAGAGUAAUCUUGAAGUCCACCGACGCAUUCACACUGGAGAGAAGCCGUACCCCUGUGACCAAUGUGGGAAAACCUUUACUCAGAGUUCUCACCUUAAAACUCACCAACGGGUUCACACUGGAGAGAAACCCUACCGCUGUCAGCUCUGUGACAAAUCCUUCACAACAGCUGGAAGUUUAAAGAUACAUCUACGGGUUCACACUGGAGAGAAGCCGUACAGCUGUGACCAAUGUGGGAAAGCUUUUACCUGGGCACAGAGCCUUAGACAACAUAAACUAAUUCACUCUGGAGAGAAGCCGUACAGCUGUGACCAGUGUGGGAAAGCUUUUACCACUGCACAGCACCUGAAACGGCAUCAACGCAUUCACACUGGAGAGAAGCCGUACAGCUGUGACCAAUGUGGGAAAGCUUUUACCACUGCACAGCACCUGAAACAGCAUCAACGCAUUCACACUGGAGAGAAGCCGUACAGCUGUGACCAAUGUGGGAAAGCUUUCACCUGGACACAGAGCCUUAGACAACAUAAACUAAUUCACUCUGGAGAGAACCCGUACAGCUGUGACCAGUGUGGGAAUUCUUUCACCACUGCACAGCACCUGAAACAGCAUCAACGCAUUCACACUGGAGAGAAGCCAUACAGCUGUGACCAGUGUGGGAACACUUUCACCACUGCACGGGACCUAAAACGGCAUCACCGCAUUCACACUGGAGAGAAGCCGUACAGCUGUGACCAGUGUGGGAAAGCUUUCAAUCGGGCAGGUAACCUGAAACAACAUCAACUCAUUCAUUCUGGAGAAAAACUGUACAGUUGUGAUAAGUGUGGGAGAGCUUUCAACAACUCACCGAACCUGAGACAGCAUAAACGAAUUCACACUGGAGAGAAGCCGUACAGCUGUGAUCAGUGUGGGAAUUCUUUCACUCAGACACGUCACCUGAGAAGGCAUGAACUCAUUCACACUGGAGAGAAGCUGUACCUCUGUGACCAGUGUGGGAAAGCUUUUUCCACGGCAUGUAACCUGAAAAAACAUCAAUACGUUCAUACUGGAGAGAAACCGUACAGCUGUGACCAAUGUCAGAAAACCUUUGUCUCCACAGAUCAUCUAAAAUGCCACAGACGUGUUCACACUGGAGAGAAACCGUACUGGUGUGAACAAUGUGGGAAAACAUUUUCAAAACGUAAUUCCCUUGAUUCUCACCGACGUGUUCAUAAUGGGGAGAAACCGUACUGGUGCGAAAUAUGUGGGAAAAAGUUUUCCUGGAUUGCUGGAAGUUUAAAGAUACAUCUACGGGUUCACACUGGAGAGAAGCCAUACAGCUGUGACCAAUGUGGGAAAACUUUUACCUGGGCACAGAGCCUUAGACAACAUGAACUAAUUCACUCUGGAGAGAAGCCGUACAGCUGUGACCAGUGUGGCAACACUUUCAACACUGCACAGCACCUGAAAGGGCAUCAACGCAUUCACACUGGAGAGAAGCCAUACAGCUGUUACCAGUGUGGGAAAGCUUUUACUCAGGCAGGUAACCUGAGAAGGCACGAAUUCAUUCACUCUGGAGAGAAGCCAUACAGCUGUGACCAGUGUGGGAAAGCUUUCACUCAGGCAGGUAACCUGAAACAACAUCAACGCAUUCAUUCUGGAGAAAAACUGUACAGUUGUGAUAAGUGUGGGAGAGCUUUCAACAGCUCACAGAGCCUGAGACAGCAUAAACGAAUUCACACUGGAGAGAAGCCGUACAGCUGUGAUCAGUGUGGGAAUUCUUUCACUCAGGCACGUCACCUGAGAAGGCAUGAACUCAUUCACUCUGGAGAGAAGCUGUACCUCUGUGACCAGUGUGGGAAAGCUUUUUCCACUGCAUGUAACCUGAAAAAACAUCAAUACGUUCAUACUGGAGAGAAACUGUACAGCUGUGACCAAUGUCAGAAAACCUUUGUCUCCACAGAUCAUCUAAAAUGCCACAGACGUGUUCACACUGGAGAGAAACCGUACUGGUGUGAACAAUGUGGGAAAACAUUUUCACGAAGUAAUUCCCUUGAUUCUCACCGACGUGUUCAUAAUGGGGAGAAACCGUACUGGUGUGAAAUAUGUGGGAAAAAGUUUUCCUGGAUUGGUUCCCUUAAAAUACAUCAGCGCACUCACACAAAGUCUUCUUAAGGACUCAAACAUCACCGCUGUCAGCUCUGUGAGAAAUCCUUCACAACAGCUGGACGCCUGAAGGUUCACCAAUGGGUUCACACUGGAGAGAAACCGUACAGCUGUGACCAGUGUGGGAACGCUUUCACCACGACACAGGGCCUGAGAGAACAUCAACGCAUUCACACUGGAGAGAAGCCAUACAGCUGUGACCAGUGUGGGAACGCUUUCACCACGGCACGGAGCCUGAGAAAACAUCAACGUGUUCACACUGGAGAGAAACCGUACAGCUGUGACCAGUGUGGAAGUACUUUUUCACAAAGUGGAGGCCUUAAUGUUCACCGACGUGUUCACACUGGAGAGAAACCGUACAGCUGUGACCAGUGUGAAAAAACUUUUUCGCGAUUGAGUCACCUUGUUGCUCACCAACGUGUUCACACUAGAGAGAAGCCCUACAGCUGUGACCAGUGUGGGAACGCUUUCACUACGUCAGGGAGCCUGAGACAACAUCAACGUGUUCACACUGGAGAGAAACCAUACUGGUGUGACAAAUGUGGGAAAACUUUUUCACAAAGUAAUAACCUUGAUGCUCACCGACGUGUUCACACUGGAGAGAAACCGUACUGGUGUGACCGAUGUGGGAAAACAUUUUCUGAGAUGAGUAUCCUUAAAAAACACCAACGCAUUCACACUGGAGAGAAACCUUACAGCUGUGACCAAUGUGGGAACACUUUCACCAGGGCACAGAGCCUGAGAGAACAUCAACGCAUUCAUACUGGAGAGAAACCGUACAGCUGUGACCAGUGUGGGAACACUUUCACCAGGGCACAGAACCUGAGAGAACAUCAACGCAUUCAUACUGGAGAGAAACCGUACAGCUGUGACCAGUGUGGGAACACUUUCACCGCCGCACAGCACCUGAGAACACAUCAACGCACUCAUACUGGAGAGAAACCGUAUGGCUGCGAGCAAUGUGAUAAAACCUUUUCGCAAUCGAGUAACCUUGAUGUUCACCGCCGCAUUCAUACUGGAGAAAAACCGUACAGCUGUGACCAGUGUGGGAACACUUUCACCACUGCACACCAUCUGAAACUGCAUCAACGCAUUCACACUGGAGAGAAACCGUACAGCUGUGACCAAUGUGGGAACACUUUCACCACUGCACGGUCCCUGAGACAGCAUCAACACAUUCAUACUGGUGAGAAACCAUACAGCUGUGACCAGUGUGGGAAGACUUUCACCACUGCACGGUCCCUGAGACAGCAUCAAAACAUUCAUACUGGAGAGAAACCAUACAGCUGUGCCCAGUGUGAUAAAACCUCUUCGCAUAGGAGUUCCCUUUAUAUUCACAGACGCAUUCACACUGGAGAGAAACCAUACGGCUGUGACCAGUGUGGGAACACUUUCACCACGGCACAGCACCUGAGACUGCAUCAACGCAUUCACACUGGAGAGAAACCAUACAGAUGUGACCAGUGUGAUAAAACAUUUUCGCAUAAGGGUACUCUUGAUUAUCAUCGACGUGUUCACUCUGGAGAGAAACCGUACAACUGUGAUCAGUGUGAGACCGCUUUCACCACAGCACAGAACCUGAAAACACAUCGACGUAUUCACACUGGAGAGAAACCAUACAGAUGUGACCAGUGUCAUAAAAGCUUUUCGCAAAGGGGUAAUCUAGAUGUUCACCGACGCAUUCACACUGGAGGGAAACCAUACAGCUGUGGCCAAUGUGGCCAUGCUUUCACUAAAGCAAAGAGCCUGAGACAACAUUUCCGCAUCCAUACUGGAGAGAGACCUUACAGCUGUGACCAAUGUGGCAAAACUUUCAAUGAGAUGCAGAACCUGAGAAUGCAUCAACGCAUCCAUACUGGAGAGAAACCUUACAGCUGUGACCAAUGUGGCAACACUUUCAGUCAAAUACGAAACCUGAGAAUGCACCAACGCAUCCAUACUGGAGAGAAACCUUACAGCUGUGACCAAUGCAACAAGUCCUUUGCUCAAAAGAGUGCCUGGAGGACCCACACAAAUGGUCAUACUGGAGAGAAACCAUACAGCUGUGACAAAUGUAACAAGUCCUUUGCUGCACAGAGUUCCUUGAGGGUCCACAAGCAUGUUCAUACUGGAGAGAAACCAUACAGCUGUGACCAAUGUAACAAGUCCUUUGCUCAACCGGGUCAUCUUGAAGUCCACCGACGCAUUCACACUGGAGAGAAGCCAUACCCUUGUGACCAAUGUGGGAAAACCUUUACUCAGAGUUCUCACCUUAAAACUCACCAACGGGUUCACACUGGAGAAACCCUACCAUAUUUAUGUCAGCUCUGUGACAAAUCCUUCACAACAGCUGGAAGUUUAAAGAUACAUCUACGGGUUCACACUGGAGAGAAGGCGUACAGCUGUGACCAAUGUGGGAAAGCUUUUACCUGGGCACAGAGCCUUAGACAACAUAAACUAAUUCACUCUGGAGAGAAGCCGUACAGCUGUGACCAGUGUGGGAAAGCUUUUACCACUGCAAAGCACCUGAAACGGCAUCAACGCAUUCACACUGGAGAGAAGCCGUACAGCUGUGACCAAUGUGGGAAAGCUUUUACCACUGCACAGCACCUGAAAGGGCAUCAACGCAUUCACACUGGAGAGAAGCCGUACAGCUGUGACCAAUGUGGGAAAGCUUUCACCUGGACACAGAGCCUUAGACAACAUAAACUAAUUCACUCUGGAGAGAACCCGUACAGCUGUGACCAGUGUGGGAAUUCUUUCACCACUGCACAGCACCUGAAACAGCAUCAACGCAUUAACACUGGAGAGAAGCCAUACAGCUGUGACCAGUGUGGGAACACUUUCACCACUGCAUGGGACCUAAAACGGCAUCACCGCAUUCACACUGGAGAGAAGCCAUACAGCUGUGACCAGUGUGGGAAAGCUUUCAAUCGGGCAGGUAACCUGAAACAACAUCAACUCAUUCAUUCUGGAGAAAAACUGUACAGUUGUGAUAAGUGUGGGAGAGCUUUCAACAACUCACCGAACCUGAGACAGCAUAAACGAAUUCACACUGGAGAGAAGCUGUACCGCUGUGAUCAGUGUGGGAAUUCUUUCACUCAGGCACAUCACCUGAGAAGGCAUGAACUCAUUCACACUGGAGAGAAGCUGUACCUCUGUGACCAGUGUGGGAAUGCUUUUUCCACGGCAUGUAACCUGAAAAAACAUCAAUACGUUCAUACUGGAGAGAAACCGUACAGCUGUGACCAAUGUCAGAAAACCUUUGUCUCCACAGAUCAUCUAAAAUGCCACAGACGUGUUCACACUGGAGAGAAACCGUACUGGUGUGAACAAUGUGGGAAAACAUUUUCAAAACGUAAUUCCCUUGAUUCUCACCGACGUGUUCAUAAUGGGGAGAAACCGUACUGCUGUGACCAAUGUGGGAAAGCUUUCACCACGGCACAGGUCCUGAGACAACAUCAACGUGUUCACACUGGAGAGAAACCGUACAGCUGUGAGCAGUGUGAGAAAACUUUUUCACAAAGAGGUCACCUUGUUGCUCACCGACGCGUUCACACUGGAGAGAAGCCCUACAGCUGUGACCAGUGUGGGAGUGAUUUCACCACGGCAAAGAGCCUGAGACAACAUAAACUAAUUCACUCUGGAGAGAAGCCGUACAGCUGUGACCAGUGUGGGAACGCUUUCACCACGGCACAGGUCCUGAGACAACAUCAACGUGUUCACACUGGAAAGAAACCGUACAGCUGUGAGCAGUGUGAGAAAACUUUUUCACAAAAAGGUCACCUUGUUGCUCACCGACGCGUUCACACUGGAGAGAAGCCCUACAGCUGUGACCAGUGUGGGAGUGAUUUCACCACGGCACAGAGCCUAAGACGACAUCAACGUGUUCACACUGGAGAGAAACCGUACAGCUGCGACCAGUGUGGUAAUACUUUUUCACAAAGUGACCACCUUAAUGUUCACCGACGUGUUCACACUGGAGAGAAACCGUACAGCUGCGACCAGUGUGGUAAUACUUUUUCACAAAGUGACAGCCUUAAUGUUCACCGACGGGUUCACACUGGAGAGAAGCCCUACAGCUGUGACCAGUGUGGGAGUGAUUUCACCACGGCACAGAGCCUGAGACGACAUCAACGUGUUCACACUGGAGAGAAACCAUACUGGUGUGAACAAUGUGGGAAAACCUUUUCACAAAGUGGUGACCUUAAAGUCCACUUACGAGUUCACACUGGAGACAAACCAUACUGGUGUGACCAGUGUGGGAGUGAUUUCACCACGGCACAGAGCCUGAGACGACAUCAACGUGUUCACACUGGAGAGAAACCGUACAGAUGUAGCCAGUGUGGUAAUACCUUUUCACAAACUCGAAGUUUAAGGCGUCACCUACAGGUUCACACUGGGGAGAAACCGUACAGCUGUGACCAGUGUGGGAGCGCUUUCACCAUGGCAACGACCCUGAGACGACAUCAACGCAUUCACACUGGAGAGAAGCCGUACAGCUGUGACCAAUGUGGGAAAGCUUUCACCACGGCACAGAGCCUGAGAAACCAUGAACGUAGUCAUACUGGAGAGAAACUGUACAACUGUGAUCAAUGUGUAAAAGCUUUCACCACAUCACAGGGCCUGAGACAACAUCAACCCAUUCACAUUGGAGCAAAGCCGUACGGCUGCUACCAAUGUCGGAAGGCUUUCACCACAGCACAGAAUCUGAGAGAACAUAUACAAGUUCACAUGGGAGAGAAACCGUACUGGUGUGAACAAUGUGGGAAAAGGUUUUCUCGGAGUAGUCACCUUAAAGUUCACCAACGCAUUCACACUGGAGAGAAACCGUACUGGUGUGAACAAUGUGGGAAAAGGUUUUCUCAGAGUAGUUCCCUUAAAGUUCACCAACGCAUUCACACUGGAGAGAAACCUUACUGGUGUGAGCAAUGUGGGAAAAUGUUUUCUCAGACUGGUAACCUUAAAGUACAUUUCCGCAUCCAUACUGGAGAGAGACCUUACAGCUGCGACCAAUGUGGCAACACUUUCCGUCAAAUAAAGAACCUGAGAAUGCAUCAACGCAUCCAUACUGGAGAGAAACCUUACAGCUGUGACCAAUGUGGCAACACUUUCAGUCAAAUACGGAACCUGAGAAUGCACCAACGCAUCCAUACUGGAGAGAAACCUUACAGCUGUGACCAAUGCAACAAGUCCUUUGCUCAAAAGAGUGCCUGGAGGACCCACACAAAUGGUCAUACUGGAGAGAAACCAUACAGCUGUGACAAAUGUAACAAGUCCUUUGCUGCACAGAGUUCCUUGAGCGUCCACAAGCAUGUUCAUACUGGAGAGAAACCAUACAGCUGUGACCAAUGUAACCAGUCCUUUGCUCAACAGAGUAAUCUUGAAGUCCACCGACGCAUUCACACUGGAGAGAAGCCGUACCCCUGUGACCAAUGUGGGAAAACCUUUACUCAGAGUUCUCACCUUAAAACUCACCAACGGGUUCACACUGGAGAGAAACCCUACCGCUGUCAGCUCUGUGACAAAUCCUUCACAACAGCUGGAAGUUUAAAGAUACAUCUACGGGUUCACACUGGAGAGAAGCCGUACAGCUGUGACCAAUGUGGGAAAGCUUUUACCUGGGCACAGAGUCUUAGACAACAUAAACUAAUUCACUCUGGAGAGAAGCCGUACAGCUGUGACCAGUGUGGGAGAGCUUUCACUCAGGCAGGUAACCUGAAACAACAUCAACUCAUUCAUUCUGGAGAAAAACUGUACAGUUGUGAUAAGUGUGGGAGAGCUUUCAACAACUCACCGAACCUGAGACAGCAUAAACGAAUUCACUCUGGAGAGAACCCGUACAGCUGUGACCAGUGUGGGAAUUCUUUCACUCAGGCACAUCACCUGAGAAGGCAUGAACUCAUUCACUCUGGAGAGAAGCUGUACCUCUGUGACCAGUGUGGGAAUGCUUUUUCCACGGCAUGUAACCUGAAAAAACAUCAAUACGUUCAUACUGGAGAGAAACCGUACAGCUGUGACAAAUGUCAGAAAACCUUUGUCUCCACAGAUCAUCUAAAAUGCCACAGACGUGUUCACACUGGAGAGAAACCGUACUGGUGUGAAUAUUGUGGGAAAACAUUUUCACAACGUAAUCACCUUGAUUCUCACCGACGUGUUCAUAAUGGGGAGAAACCGUACUGGUGUGAAAUAUGUGGGAAAAAGUUUUCCUGGAUUGCUGGACGCCUGAAGGUUCACCAAUGGGUUCACACUGGAGAGAAGCCGCACAGCUGCGACCAGUGUGGGAACGCUUUCACCACGACGCAGGGCCUGAGACAACAUCAACGUAUUCAUACUGGAGAGAAGCCAUACAGCUGUGACCAGUGUGGGAACGCUUUCAUCACGGCACGGAGCCUGAGACAACAUCAACGUGUUCACACUGGAGAGAAACCGUACAGCUGUGACCAGUGUGGGAACGCUUUCACCACGGCACAGGUCCUGAGAAAACAUCAACGUAUUCAUACUGGAGAGAAACCGUACAGCUGUGACCAGUGUGGAAGUACUUUUUCACAAAGUGGAGGCCUUGAUGCUCACCGACGUGUUCACACUGGAGAGAAACCGUACAUCUGUGACCAGUGUGAAAAAACUUUUUCGCGAUUGAGUCACCUUGUUGCUCACCAACGUGUUCACACUGGAGAGAAGCCCUACAGCUGUGACCAGUGUGGGAACACUUUCACUACGUCAGGGAGCCUGAGACAACAUCAACGUGUUCACACUGGAGAGAAACCAUACUGGUGUGACAAAUGUGGGAAAACUUUUUCAAAAAGUCGUACCCUUGAUGCUCACCUACGUGUUCACACUGCAGAGAAACCGUACAGCUGUGACCAAUGUGGCCAUGCUUUCACUCAUGCAAAAAGUCUGAGACGACAUCGAUGCAGUCAUACAGAAGAGGAGAUGAAUAAACAGAGACCCAAAAUAGUUCAAACUUUGAACAAACCUUUAUUCUUGUGGAAUUCUGAUAAAAUCAAACUAUAAUUUUAAACAUUGAUCUGUUGUUACUGUCAUUCUCAGAAUCACCAUGGUCAUUAUUAUUAAUUAUCUGACACCAGGAAGAUAAUAAAUAUCAUUAAACCCUGCACAGCCUGUAAUCAGUGCGGGAAUGUAACUUAUUAAAUUUAAUCAAGUACUGUAAUGGUAGUUGUACUUAGUUGAAUAAUAAUGAUUUUACCCCUGGAGAUUUAACAUGAAAUAAAAAUGUUUAAAUGUAUAAUUAUUGAAGAUUCUUACAUGAAUCCAGAAUUAAACACGUGAAAAAAAGGACAUUUCUUAUCUGGAUUUUUAUUCUGUGUUAUGUUUUUAUAUUUAGAAUUUUUAUUUUCUUUCAAUUUGUUGACUUGUAUUUUUAAUCUUGCCAUAUAUAUUGAUGGGGAUAUAUUGAUUUGAUAAACUCUGUAACUAGUAAACUCUGUAACUUCAGUUCCUUUGAGUUAAGUUCUCCACGUCAGCAGUGUUUGCAUUACUGCUGGAAAACAUGUUUAUAUGUCUGGAUCGAUACAGAUGUUCACAUCUGCACUGACUCACCAAACAUGGAUCAUCACACGUCUCCAGCUUGGAGGGACAAAGUGCGUCUCUCUGCAAAUAACAUCUGCGUGCCAUCGGACCAUCAACUCAAUGAAUUCUUGUAACUUGGUCAGAUCUUCUUGAUCCUAUUUGGCUGAUAGAACUCUGUCCCUAUCCAGCUGAACAGUGUGAUGUGACUCUGUUUCUACAUGAUUGAUAUUCUUGUCUGACUUGUAUCAUCAUCAUAAUCUUUGUAUUUUUUCUAUAUAUCAUCUUUUAUUAAAAUGACUUAAAGAAAAGCAUGUUUUAAUAGUUUUAUUUCUCACUAAGGAAUCAUUCAUUAAAUUCCUCAAUAAAUUAACAGCAUAUUCUGUAGUUAAAAUGAGCCCUAUGCUGACAACAGUAAAAUGCUGCUCACAUGAAGCAGCUCCUUCGUC